GAAGAUGCUCUCCUGUCUGCAGCGCUCAUGGCCCACGAGCUUGGGCACAACCUGGGUGUCCAGCAUGACCACUCAGCCUGCGUUUGUAGAGAUAAGCACUUCUGCCUCAUGCAGGAAAAUAUCACUAAAGAGAGUGCCUUCAGCAACUGCAGCUCUGACUACUUCUACCAUUUCCUUCAUGAGCACAGAGGGGCCUGCCUAUUUAACAAACCACAGCCAAAAGGCCGCAGACGCAGGGAUGCCAACUGUGGAAACGGCGUGGUGGAGGAGCUGGAGCAGUGUGACUGUGGUUCUGCUUGUGACAGUGAUCCAUGCUGUGAACCAACAUGUACACUGAAGCCGUACGCAGAAUGUAGUCAGGGACUCUGCUGUGACAACUGUAAUUUUAAAGAACGGGGGGAUGUAUGUCGUUUUGCUCAUGAUGAAUGUGAUCUCUCUGAAUACUGUGAUGGUACAUCUGAAGAAUGUCCUGCAGACAGCUACAAGGAAGAUGGCACAUUGUGUAACAGAAUUUACUAUUGCUUUGGGGGUGAGUGUAGGGACCCUGACCGACAGUGCCUGAAUCUAUUUGGCUCUCCUGCAAGAUCUGCCCCCGAGGGCUGUUACUUGUCAAUAAACGGUGAAGGGCACCGUUUUGGAAACUGUGGCCGUCCCACUAAGGAUAAUCAGGAAUAUAUUCGUUGUCAUGGUAAUGAUAUAUUUUGUGGAAAGCUUGUGUGUACAGAUGUUACAGUCUUGCCACCACUCUUGCCAUAUUUUACGCUGAUCCAGGUUGCUCAUGGAGAUGACUGGUGCUGGAGCUUGGAUGCCUAUAACACCACUGGCAUCUCUGAAGGUGGCAAUGUAGAAAAUGGCACUUAUUGUGCCAUAAACAAAGUAUGUAAGGAUUACUCAUGUACUGAUCAGAAUGUGUUCCACUAUGACUGUGACCCAAAGAUAUUGUGCCAUGGGAAUGGGAUAUGCAACAAUUUAAGGCACUGCCAUUGUGACAGUGGCUUUUCUCCUCCGGACUGUACAAAUCCAGGAUAUGGGGGUAGUUUGGACAGUGGUCCUGUGACUAAGCCACUUAAUAAAAUUCCGUUUCAAGAGGAAAUUAUAAAACAUAUUGUUACUAGUGAUGAAGCCCCUAGAGGUGGUGAGAAGGAUCAAAACCAAAGCAUUGAUAAAAUGCUAUACAUUUUCCUCUUGUUUCUCUUAAUUUUAUUUUUAGCUCUAACUAUUGCUGCCAUCUUUAGGAGUAGAGAGGAGCUAUCAAUGUGUUCAGCAGGUGACUUAGAAGAAAAUCCAGAAGUGAUUGUACCAGAGCAGAGUGCCGGUGAAAGGUGA
Messenger RNA from Octodon degus (degu), 1326 nucleotides. Its product is annotated as disintegrin and metalloproteinase domain-containing protein 1a-like. Gene Ontology annotation, molecular function: metalloendopeptidase activity. The record is from RefSeq and is a predicted model, not a curated record. Gene Ontology annotation, cellular component: external side of plasma membrane; plasma membrane; sperm head plasma membrane. The transcript has a single exon. Gene Ontology annotation, biological process: binding of sperm to zona pellucida; proteolysis; male gonad development. The annotation marks the transcript as partial. Lineage: Eukaryota; Metazoa; Chordata; Mammalia; Rodentia; Octodontidae.